Molecule: messenger RNA, 2221 nt
Organism: Oncorhynchus gorbuscha (pink salmon)
Lineage: Eukaryota; Metazoa; Chordata; Actinopteri; Salmoniformes; Salmonidae
Gene: dpysl4
Product: dihydropyrimidinase like 4
Exons: 13
Coding region: 306-1976 (556 amino acids)
Cellular component (GO): cytosol; cytoplasm
Molecular function (GO): hydrolase activity, acting on carbon-nitrogen (but not peptide) bonds, in cyclic amides
Source: RefSeq, a predicted model, not a curated record
UGGAAUAUUAAACGAGCAGAUGGUGCGCGAGGCAGCCGGAUGUAUUGUUGAAGGGAGGGCUCUGACUGGUGCGCGACAGCACUAGCAAAGUAAUAGUAACCUAGAACAUAUUCUUUCUAUUAUUUUGUAUAUUCACACGAUCUGACCAGUAGGAUAGUGUAAAUUGGGAUUACAGAAAUUGGCUCCGACGACGGAUUUUACAGCGAGGAAAUAGGCUACCAAGCGGUGAUAAAUCCGUUUCUCGUGUUCUUUGAAACAUCGGGAAUCAAAGCUCUGCCUCCCAGUGAACCGCUACACCGGCCGGCAUGUCUUACCAAGGCAAGAAGAACAUUCCCCGUUUGUCGACUGAUCGCCUCAUUAUCAAAGGAGGAAAGAUCGUUAAUGACGACCAGUCUUUCUACGCAGACAUCUAUGUGGAGGAUGGCACCAUCAAGCAGAUUGGUGAGAACCUUUUAGUUCCAGGAGGGGUGAAGACUGUUGAUGCCUACGGACACAUCGUGAUCCCCGGUGGCAUCGAUGUGAACACCAGCCUCCAGACCUCCCAGCUGGGAAUGAGCCCUUCAGAUGACUUCUACCACGGGACCAAGGCUGCCCUGGCAGGGGGCACCACCAUGAUCAUUGACCAUGUGGUCCCUGAGCCUGGUGCCAGCCUCCUGGGGGCCUACGACCAGUGGAAGGACAUAGCAGACAGGGGGUCCUGCUGUGAUUACUCCCUCCACAUGGACAUCACCCGCUGGCACGACGGACUCUUUGAAGAGAUGGAGAGUCUGGUGAAGGAUAAAGGAGUCAAUUCCUUCUUGAUCUUCAUGGCUUACAAGGACAAAUUCCAGAGCUCAGAUAGUCAGAUGUAUGAGAUGUUUGGUAUCAUUAGAGACCUGGGUGCCAUCGCUCAGGUUCACGCUGAGAACGGUGACAUCAUUGACGAGGAGCAGAAGCGACUACUGGAGCUGGGGAUCACUGGGCCUGAGGGACAUGUGCUGUGUCACCCAGAGGAGGUGGAGACAGAGGCAGUGUACCGGGCCAUCACCAUCGCCAAGCAGGCCAACUGUCCUCUCUACAUCACCAAGGUGAUGAGCAAGUCGGCUGCUGAUGUCAUCGCCAAGGCCAGGAAGAAGGGCAUGGUGGUUUAUGGCGAGCCAAUCACAGCCAGCCUUGGGACAGACGGAUCACACUAUUGGAGUAAGAACUGGGCUAAGGCUGCCGCGUUCGUCAUGUCCCCGCCCCUCAGCCCAGACCCCAGCACCCCUGACUACCUCAACUCCCUGCUUUCCUGUGGAGACCUUCAGGUGACGGCCAGUGGCCACAGCACCUUCUCGACGGCCCAGAAGGCUGUUGGGAAAGACAACUUCACCCUCAUCCCUGAGGGAACUAACGGCAUCGAGGAGAGGCUAGCCAUCGUCUGGGAGAAGGCUGUGGCGACAGGCAAGAUGGAUGAGAAUGAGUUUGUUGCGGUGACGAGCACCAACGCUGCCAAGCUGUUCAACCUGUAUCCUCGUAAAGGAAGGAUCGCUGUGGGGUCAGACGCAGACAUCGUGAUCUGGAACCCCAAGGAGACCAAGACCAUCUCAGCCGCGACCCACGCACUGACAGUGGAGAUUAACAUCUUUGAGGGCAUGGAGGUCCGGGGAGCCCCGGUGGUGGUGAUCAGUCAGGGGAAGAUCGUCCUGGAGGGGGGAAAGCUGAACGUCACAGAGGGCUCUGGACGCUUCGUACCCAGGAAGGCUUAUCCUGACUUCAUCUACAAGAGGAUCAAAGCACGCAGCAAGGGAUUUGGGAAGCUGUACAAUGGUUAUUUCAAUCGUAGUUCUACUGUCUUACUCCUAUCAGAACCCAAAAUGUACUCCAUUGUUUAUAACGGAUCUUUGCUCUUGUUCUCCGAUACAGGAACUCAGAUUGACGACCACAUCCCACGACGCUCAGCACAGAGGAUCGUGGCGCCACCCGGUGGCCGCUCCAAUAUCACCUCCCUGUCGUGAACCUGGGAGCUCCUUGCUCCUCGCGUCUGCUGUAGGGAGAAAAAUAAAUCAACUACUGUAGCAACAACCAACUACAUCAAUCAAAACAAAUCUCACCCGGCUUCCAGAACUAAACUCAACAGUGAAACCUGAACAUGCAAUCCUCUUCUCAGAUACAACUGUAAAACAGUAUACAGAUUAGAACUACAUUUACCACUAGUAGUUACCAACAGUAUACAGCAUAGAACUACAAUUACCACUAGUAG